ACUUGUCCUUUAUACACGUGAUCGGUUUUUUUUAACUUUCAGGAAACAGGAGGAAAAGAAAGUUGCUUAUUUUGUGAAACGAGCAGGGACGAGGUUACUGUAGUUAGGUUUCAGUUUGUUCAUUUUUUGGACACUUAAAAAUUUAAUAAUAAAACAUGGAGACUUACGGCGCUUCAAAUGCCGGAGGUGCCUUCGAUUUUAUGCAUUUUGCGAAACAGCCGCAAACAAUUUCACGGGUUCUGAGUUGGGUCUUUGCCAUCAUAGUGUUUGCGUGCAUCACGGCGGAGGGCUACAUCAACCCACCGGGCAGCUCCGUGCAGGAAUGCAUCUUCGGCGGGAGCCUGGAUGCCUGUCACUACGGGGUGGGCGUUGGCUUUCUGGCCUUCCUCGCCUCCACCGCCUUCUUUAUCCUCGACAUCUACUUCCCACAGAUCAGCAACGCCAACGAGAGGAAGUACAUCGUCAUCGCCGACCUCGUCUUCUCAGGUGUGUGGACAUUUCUGUGGUUUGUGGGAUUCUGCUUUCUGACCAAUAAGUGGCAGACGGUGACAAAAAUCACCGUCAUUGGAUCAGACAGUGCAAGGGCCGUCAUUACCUUCAGCUUCUUCUCCAUCUUCACCUGGGGACUGCUGGCAUACUUUGCCCUGAGGAGGUACCGUCAGGGAAUGGGGGAGUUUCCCCAGAGCUACACAGACCCAGCCCCUGACACCACAGGCAGCUACGCAGGAUACCCUCCAGUCGGCGUCGAGAGCUACCAGCAGCCUCCCUUCGUCGCAAACCCAGAUCCGAGUAGCGAGGGGGGGUACCAGCCUCCAGUCUACUGAGAGAUUUAACACGGAGCCUGGACCAAAGACAAGGACUGGGCCCGGCACCAACAAGCCAUCGAUAGGAGGAGUGCAUAAAGGCCUGUUUCUGAAUUCUUAGUGUUUAUUGUAGACAGAAGCAUUUUUAUUUGGAACAUGUUAAUUUCUCAACCUCAAAGUCGUGUUUGCGUAAACAAAUCAAGUUUCUUAUCAUUCAGGGUUUGGGUGCGUUUGAGUCAUUUUUGCAGUCAUUUUUGCAUUCGUAUCUAGUCUUAUUUCCCUGAAACCACUGCAACACUACAACUGUAGUAUUAAAACGUAACAACCACAUUGUGUGUAUAUAUUUUUUUUCUACAGUAGUAAAUGCAGUCUCCGAGAUAAUACUGCAGGUGUAGAGGUGAAUUUGUUUCACCUAUACAGUAAUCACCUUGUUUCUAAACACAAUCCAGACAUGAUAUAUAGGUAGGUAAUGCCGUCCUAUCUGAAAUGCACAUGGGUAAUAAAAUAAUUUAAAUCCCAAGUUUAAGUAAAAUAUAAUCGAAUAGGAUAAAUCCAUUAAAUCGCACCUUUUCAAAAUGAAAUACGAUUAUGCACAUUUUAUAUUCCCUGAAGCAUCAACUCCAGCAACACAAGAGCAGAGUAGCAUGUAAGGUAUUGGGAGACCCUUUUCCUUUAUGUACUCCUGUCCUAUAUAUAUAUAUAUUUUAUUUUUAAUAUUAUUUUAUUUGCAUGUCAGUACAAGAGUUUUAGAGUAAAGGUCCAGUCCUUUCUUACGGUCUGCGUUGCAAUGGCCAGGGCUGCUGGGGUGCAGCGGGUAGCUGUCCCAUCCAGACCUCUUCUGUGGUCAGCGGUGUUCUAGCCUGUGGAGUUCUUGCUGGACUCUGUGUUUGGAAGCAGUGUGUGUUCCGUGCAGCAGGAGUAGGGCUGAUGGGAAUUUGAUCAGCUCUUUAGCCAAAUGGAGCACUCUGCUUCCCCUGACACAGCAUCUAGGAAGAGCCCUGGACUGUUAACUGUUUUUAAAAUCAGGAUUGUAAAUAAUUUCUGUAGAUUGUGCUCUUCUCCAAACCCAUCUGCCCCUAGUAGCCUUCAAGCAUUUGUAUGAAUGCCUCUGAAAUAUAAAGUUUGCGCACUGGAUACAAUGUGCCUUAAACCGUUCACUUUCACUUUUAAUGUUUAGGGGGUUUUUAGGGGUUUUUUUGUUUGUUUUAAAGCUGCUGGGUUCUAUGUAAAGCUGGUAUCCUGCAAUGGACGCUUACGUUUGUUCUUGUUUUCAUACGCUGUGCGUGCGUUUCUGUGUAUAUAAAGGACAAACUUUGCCUUACAAUUAUUAUUUUUUAGUUCAUAUUUUACAGAUCUGUGUGGGCUAUACAGUUAAGAACUUUUUUUUUAAGGGGACAUGGUUUAGUUAAAUUGAUUUAAAAUAUAUGAAGAAAAAAUAGAUAUAUAUAAACAAAGUUAUAAAAUGUGCCAAAGAAUGUUCGAUAGCUCCUACAUAAUUAUUUUGUAAUGAUUGCUUCCAUCUCUUGAACACUUCCCCGUUUCCCAGUAGAUAUACUGAAAUCGGCCCCCCUCAAAAGCGAUGCCUUAAAGAAACCAUUUCAAGAUGUUUUGAUAACCUAGCUGUCCUGCUUUAAACUGGCUGAUGAUUUCCAUUUGACUAUUUGAGCUUCUUCCUAUUUGGCACAGAACUGUGUAAAUGUUGUUUUGCGUUUUUAUGGUAAGUUUAGUUUAUAAGAAACAGAUUGCACUGUGCAGUAUUGGUUGUUAAUACAAAUUCAAAGAUGUUGAACUACUGUAAGGUUUUAUACCAAUUUUGGGGUUGGGGAGGGGAAUCUGUCAGUGUUGGAAGGGGAGGCGUAUUUUUUGUAGGCUGAAUAAAUUAACCACAUGUAUGUUUGGAAAGAGGCAGGUCUGGCAACAGAAAGUUUUGUUUUUAUUUUACUUCUAAAAGCUAGUGCUACUAAACAAAAAUCAAUUCCAGCAUGCCUUAACUUUGCUGGAAGAAAGCAAUGCUGCCAAGUUAUAUAUAUAUAUAUAUAUAAUAUAAAAUGCCAACUAACUUGCAUACAACUUCUUAUGGUAUGGUAACGACUGCAUUGGCUUAACUGCACUGGUUCCCUGUGGAUAAAUAGUUUUAAUGUUUUUCAUUGUUUAAUUGUUAGGGUGUAGUGGAGAGUAUUUGAUUAUCUGUGGUAAAAUACCUGAUUGGGACUCUGGAAAUUCUUACUGUGUCACAAAAAAAAAAAAAUAUUGUGCACCUCAACCAAAUGUAAUCUAGAUGCAAGGCCAAAGAUUUUGAACAUCACUGUUUAACACAAUAACCCAUAAAGGCACAAUGCUGCUUUUUCUGCUUGACAUUGUACUGAUUGGACUCUUCUGAAUCAGUUUGAUUACAAGCCAGUGUUUGAGAACUCCACAUCGAAAGAAGCCUGGUGCAAUCACUUGCUAGUGAACUGGAAAGCAGUUCAUUAGGAAUACUGGUGCUUGUAGCUGGUGGAAACAAGACAACAGUCACUGCUGGUUUCAGACCUCAAUUAGCAUAGGUUUUGACUAUGUAACCCAAGGUACCAUUAGGGGUGGGUUUUACACAGAUUAAUAGUAAUGGACUACUUUGCCUAAAUUAUCAUUAUGUAGUCUUAAAAUUAAUCGGGGGGGGGGGGGGGGGGUCUGUGAAGCCAGCUGUCAUCCACGUUAGACACUGAGCAGGGUCUGUAAAACCAGCAGAUUACAGUACCAGCUAUUUUCAUGAUCCAGCUUUCUGGUGGAAUUGCAACAUUAAUGUUGCACCUUGGGUCAGGUUUUAUUCGUUUCCAUUAUUUACCAUGUCUUUCCAAUCAAAUAAAAUAACAUUUUCAAAUGUGCAUCUUUUGUGUCAGUUUAUUUAACAUAUAUAAUACACACACAGUUUAAACAAAUAACAUGUUUAUUUUCAAUAUUCUGAAAUACUUGGCAGAUCAAGGUUGAUGGUAAACACUUAUGGCAUUUUUGUGAAAAUGUGCAAAAUGACAUGAGUUAGCAGCUCCAUCAAGUGAGACCACACUGCAGUAAUUUUAUUAUUAGUAGGUGGCAUUGUAAAGGUCCAGUCUCACUCUCAGAGAUCAAUUACAUGAAUAUGCAUGGACAACACUCACUCCACACCAAGUACCUAAUAAGACCUUCUCUCAACUACAGCUCCCAUCUGACAGCUGUGUUAAACAAUAUAAAUACUGUGCAUCUUCCUGUGGGUAUAGAGCUACAAACAACCAUGUGCAAUGUUAAACUUUGCACAGGAACAAUAACCCUUUUUUCUACCCACCUAGUUAUAGUAGCAGCUGUGUUAAUAGGCCAGCUUCUUUGCCAUGCAUUGCAGAAAUGGACAAAAACAUAAAUGCCUUUGGGAUGCUGGUUUAAAUGAAGCUCAGAUAAACACUGAUGGCCCUUGUGAAAGCAAUCAUGUUUUGUGACCAGUAUAAUAAAUUACUUUAAGGACAGGGACUGAUAAUAUUAUUGCUGCAUAUACAGUACAGACCUAGUGCAUUAAGAAUAGCAGCCAACAGCACGUGCUGUACCACUCAAUUAAACCAUUAAAAAAAAAAAAAAAAAAA
Messenger RNA from Acipenser ruthenus (sterlet), 4387 nucleotides. RefSeq names its product synaptogyrin 2b (gene syngr2b). The record is from RefSeq and is a predicted model, not a curated record. The transcript is spliced from 4 exons. Gene Ontology annotation, cellular component: neuromuscular junction; synaptic vesicle membrane. Lineage: Eukaryota; Metazoa; Chordata; Actinopteri; Acipenseriformes; Acipenseridae. Bases 156 to 824 code for a protein of 222 amino acids.